AUGAGCGGCAUGUUGACUGCAUGGGUUACUGAAUUAAUGACUGGUGCGCCCAUCAAUCAAGCAACUGUUUCAAUAUCGAAUAAGCAAAAAGAAACAAAUCAACAGGGAUUAUGCACCAUUGAACAGUACAACACAGAGAAUGAUGAAAGAAGAGAAGUACAAAAGAAAAGAAAAGUAAACAAUAGAGAACAUGGGAUACUAGUCGUAGCAAAAGAUGAUGAUCUAUGUAUGUCAGUAAAUAUUUAUACUGAUGCAUCAGUUCUUAAUGCUUAUGUUUGGCAUGUAUUUAAUGAUCGGGGUUUAUACAAACCAAAGGAAGAUGUACAUAUAAAAGGUUAUGUUCGAUUGCUGAAAGUAAAAGGCGAAGCAAAAUUACCAACUUAUGCUCGAGGUACAAUUGAUUAUACAAUUUACGAUCCUCGUGGUCAACAACUUCAACAGUCAAAAGUAGAAUUGAAUAUUUAUGGUGCAUUUGAUAUAAAAUUUACAUUGCCUGACAAUGUUAACUUAGGUAAUGGAUACGUAACGUUCAGUUUACCAGACUCACAAAGUAGCACAACGCAUUAUUUUAAAGUUCAAGAGUUCAGAAAACCAGAAUAUGAAGUUUCAUCAAUGGUUCGACCAACAAUAGCACGCUAUUGUCAUCCAAUCGUUGAUGAAUAUGUCAUAGCUACUUGUCAAGGAAAAUUAUUUGCUGGUGGCUAUUUAAAUGAUGCAAAUAUUCAAUGGACAGUACAAGCUGGAACAACAACAUUUACACCACCUAAAAGAUCUGACUAUAUAUUUGGUAGAGCUCAACCGUUCUUUUGCUGGUUUGGUAAUAAUAAUCAAACUGAAAUUUCAUAUCCAGAAAAGUAUUUUCAAGGUAAAACAAACAAUAAAGGUCUACAUGAAAUAAAAAUUAGUUAUCAUGGUAUUGAACAAGAGCCAAGAACAACAAUUGUUCAUGCAUUAGCAGCCAUUACUGAUUUAAAUAAUCAAAUUCAGGAAACAAAAACACAAUUCAUCAUACAUCCAUGCACAUAUUACGUUGGAUUUCAAUUAUCAACAAAUUACGGCAAGAAAAAUAAACCUGUACAAACAAAAGUCAUUGUAACAGAUAUUGAUGGAAAUUUAAUUGAUAAUAUUUUGAUUGAAUGUAAAGUAAUUGGAUAUGGUAAGGAAAGAAAAGAAGAUGAAAAUGGUUUAACAGUAUUUGAAGAAAUAAAAGAUGAACAAACAUUAGCAGUUGUUAGUUCAAAUAAAGAUGCGGUCAAUAUUGAUUACACACCAAAAUUAGGUAGAUACAACAUGUCAUACAGUGUCAAAGAUGAACAAGGACGAUUAGCUAUGAGUUUCUAUGAUAAUUUUUAUGUCUCUGGUGGUUACGAAAAAGAAAUAGAAACACAAAAAGUAGAUUAUGUUCCAACGGAUACAAUCACAAUUGUGCCAAAUGCAAAAAAUUAUCAACCAGAUGACACAUGUGAAUUACUAAUACUAGCACCAUUUAGUCCAGCAAAUGGUCUAGUUAUAUUCGAUUGUGAUGGUCAAGUCUCACAACCAAUACAAUUGCAGAUAGAACUUGGAAAAAAUUCAACAACUGUUGAAUUUAAAAUAUCCAAAGACUGGAUACCAAAUUUCACAGUUCACGCUGAACUAACAGGCUCAAUCCCAAGAGAAACGGAAGUGAUUGAUUCACCACAUCGCCCAGCAAUCGCUACUGGUUCAGUAACAUUAGAAGUAUCAAGAGAUAUUUAUAAAUUGAAUGUUUUGAUUAAUACAAAAGAAACAAAUAAAAUAUAUACACCAUCAUCAAUUAUCCAUAUAGAUGUCGACGUUACACAGCAUGUAGAUAACUUACCUGUGGACAAGGCAGAAGUUUGCCUCAUUGUUGUUGAUGAAGCAAUUUUAUCGUUGACUGGUCACAAAUUAGAUAGUCCAUUAGAUAUAUUUUAUCCUAAUCGAUCAGAAAAUAUUACACAAUAUCAUGAUAGAAAUCGUUGUUUGUUAUUCAAUAUGCAAGAUAUAGAAAAAUUUAGGAAAGAUAUGCAACAAAGACAAUCUUUAUUCGACCACAUCGAAUUAUGCUGUUUACAAUCGAUGCCCGAAUGUAUGAGAAUGACCUGUUCAGCUAGUUUCGGAUAUGGCGGUUUCAGUGAUUCUAAUGCUGAACAAAAAAUAGCUGUUCGAUCGAAUUUCAAUCCACUAGCAUGUUGGAUACCAUCAUCAAUGACUAAUUCAUCAGGACGUGUUUCAUUUGAAAUUAAAUUACCUGAUAAUCUAACACGCUAUCGUGUAUGGACGUUAGCAACGAAUGAUAAACAAUAUGGCUUAGGUGAAAUGUCAUUUACUGUACAAUUACCAAUUAUGAUUCGACCUUCACCACCACGGUUUCUUAAUUAUGGUGAUACAGCUCAUAUCUCAGUUGUUUUACAAAAUCAAACUGAUCUAUCCUUCUUACUACAUGCUGGUUUAAGAGCAACUAAUGCUAAAUUAUUAACGUCACAAACAAAUCAACAAGCAGUUGGUUAUUCAAUUGUACUGCAACCAAGUAAACGUACUGCUCUUACAUUUCCAUUGUCAACAAUUCAUUCUGGUACAGCUCGAUUUCAAUUCAUAGUUAGUACUGUCAAAAAUGAAACAUGUGCACAAUUUGGUGAUGCCAUUGAACUAAGUUUACCUAUAUUCACACCAGCAACAUCUGAAGCAUUUGCAACAUACGGUGAUAUAUGUGAAGAAGAAGUAGUUUUACAACCAGUAGAGACACCAAAAAAUGUUAUUCCACAAUUUGGUGAAUUAUCAAUAACAACAAGUUCAACAGCAUUAGCAUCAUUAACAGAUGCAAUUAUUUUACUCUAUACAUAUCCAUAUGAAUGUACAGAACAAUUAAGUUCAAGACUGUUAGGUAUACAAGCACUAUGGGAUGUUUUACAAGCAUUUCAUUGUAAAGAUUUACCUGAUGUAUCAGUAUUGAAAACUAAAUUAGAGUCAGAUCUGAAUACACUAAAAGGUCGUCAAUAUUCAAAUGGUGGAUUUGGUUAUUGGACAAAUCGAAAUGACUCUUACGCUGAUCCAUAUAUGAGUGUGCAUGUUGCACAUUGUUUAGCCGUUCUUGUGAAUAAAAAGGUAUUUGAUGUCAACAACAGCAUGCUGAACAACUCACUAAAAUAUCUUGAAAAUAUUGAAUCUGAAAUUAAUCAAUUAUCACACACUAAGUAUUGGUCUGACUUAACUCGAUUUAGUUUGAUAAGUUAUGCAUUAUAUGUGCGAGCAAAACAUCUUCAAAAUGUAGCUGACAAAGCUUCACAAUUGUUUCAGCGUAGUGGAUUUGAUAAACUUAGUUUAGAAGCAUUAGGAUGGCUAUUAGUAGCAUUAUCAACGGAUAAAAAUAAUAAUAAAGAUCAAAUAAUUGAAAUAAUAUACAAACAUCUCAAAGGUAAAGUAAGUGAAACAAGUGAAACAGCUAAUUUUAUUACAUCAUAUGGUGAUGAUGGUCAAUCAGUCAUGUUACAUUCAAAUCAACGAACAGAUGCUAUAUUGUUAGAAGCAUUAUUAUAUAUUGAUCCAAAUUCAACUCUUUGUACUAAAUUAUGUAAAGGUCUACAGGCACAUAAAGUGAAAGGUGCAUGGAAGUCUACACAGGAAAAUUGUUUUGUAUUAAUUGCAUUAGAUAAAUAUUUUCACAUAAAGGAAAAAGAUACACCAGAUUUUGUUGCUAAUAUUUGGCUUGACAAUGAUUAUUGUGGUCAACAUCAAUAUAAAGGCCGAACGACAAAUACACAUACAGUAAAUAUUCCGAUGAAAGUAAUCUUAUCACCAUCGCCAUCCGACACAAGUAAUAAUAAUAAUAAGAAAAAUAUAAUCAUGCACAAAGAUGGUAAUGGUCGAUUAUAUUAUCGUAUUGCAUUGAAUUACGCUCCAUCAAAUUUACAAUUAAAUGCAGUUAACUAUGGUUUUAAAAUUGAACGAACAUACGUCGCUAUCAAUGAUUCAUUACAUGUUCAGAAACAAUCAGAUAGUACAUGGAAAUUCAAGUUAGGUGAAAAAAUCAAAGUCAUAUUAACAAUGACAACAACACAACGACGAUAUCAUAUAGCAUUAGUUGAUUAUUUACCAGCUGGUUGUGAACCAUUAAAUACACAAUUAAAAGGUACAUUGACUGGCGAUACACAAUCAUCAGUAACAAGAUCAAACAGAAAUCUUUAUUAUUGUGGAUGUCGACCAUAUUCAACUAUUGGUUGGACUGAGCAUGAAAAUUUACGAGAUGAACGUGCUGAAGCAUUUCGAUCGUUAUUAUGGCCUGGUGUAUAUGAAUGGACCUAUGUAAUGCGUGCAACAUGUGCUGGAACAUUUAUCAUUCCACCAGCUAAAGCUGAAGAAAUGUAUUCACCAGAAAACUUUGGUCGAUGUGGUACGGAAAAGGUUAUAAUUGAAUAA
Messenger RNA from Rotaria sp. Silwood1, 4416 nucleotides. The record is from the annotation of a GenBank genome assembly. NCBI's taxonomy places the organism in Eukaryota, Metazoa, Rotifera, Eurotatoria, Philodinida, Philodinidae.